ACAUUAGCGUGCCACUCUCCACCUUCAUCGCUGAGCUAUAAAACCCUAAUCACCCGACUGGUUUUUGGCAUCCCAAGUUCCUAACUCCUAAUACACUUCUCUAUCUUCAACCACAUCCAUGGGUUCUCGCUACGAAGUGGAAGUUAAGAUCGAGUCUGCUAAGAAACUGAAGAACGUGAACUGGCGUCACGGCCCCAAUCGCCCAUACGCCGUCGUUUGGGUUGACCCGAAGAACAAAUGCUCCACUAAGGCCGACGAAUCCGGCGACACUGAAGCCCAGUGGGAUGAGACGCUCCGUAUCCCCUUGCCUCCGGCCGGUCCCAUUGAGGACUUCACCCUCUACAUCGACGUCGUCCACGCUGGCUCCGAGGAGGACACCAAGCCGCUCAUCGGCUCGGCUAAGCUUGAGCUCAACGAGCUUCUUCAAGACGUCGGGAUCGGCGAUCGCGCCCCCCGCAAAUUGACCCUGAAACGACCGUCGGGGAGACCACAAGGUAAGGUGGAGGUUGGUGUUUCCAUUAGAGAAAUAGGCUACCCUGCGCGUAACUACGCUGGUGCCCCGCCGCUGUAUGGUCACCCAUACAACGCACCGCCACAAGAUCCGUACUAUUCAGCGCCGCCUCCGGCUGGGUAUCCACACAGGGGGUACAAUGAGCCCCCUCCAGCCGGGUACCCACACAGUGGUUACAGCACACCUCCGCAUCCGCCGCCAACGGCCUACGGACAGCCGAGUUACGGUUACGGUCAGGAGAGUCAGCCGGCGUAUGGAGGGGAGGAGAAAAAGAAGAGCAAGUUUGGUGGGAUGGGGACGGGAUUAGCUGUGGGAGCAGUGGCUGGAGCUUUGGGGGGACUGGCACUUGCAGAAGGUUAUGAUGCUUGGGAGGAUCAUAUUGCAGAAAAAGCCGCAGAGAAAGUGGAGGAUGAUCGUUUUGGAGACGACGACUGUGGAGGAGACGACUUCUAGAAGAAAGCAUUGUUGAGCUUCGUGGUCAGAAGGACUUCUAGAAGACGGCUGGAUUAUAUGAAGUAAAACUCUCGUUAUGGGUAUUCUU
Messenger RNA from Neltuma alba, 1052 nucleotides. RefSeq names its product protein SRC2 homolog. The transcript has a single exon. The record is from RefSeq and is a predicted model, not a curated record. Gene Ontology annotation, biological process: defense response. Bases 119 to 964 code for a protein of 281 amino acids. NCBI's taxonomy places the organism in Eukaryota, Viridiplantae, Streptophyta, Magnoliopsida, Fabales, Fabaceae.